ACUGCUGCACCACAAAAUAAUGCCACUGCCUUCAAAUACUUCUCCAUGGCGGCCAGCAAGGGCAAUGCAAUUGGUCUUCAUGGACUUGGUCUCCUUUACUUUCAUGGAAAAGGUGUUCCUGUGAAUUAUGGUGAAGCACUUAAAUACUUCCAGAAAGCUGCAGAGAAGGGAUGGCCUAAUGCACAGUUCCAGCUAGGCUUCAUGUACUACUCUGGCUUUGGAGUAUGGAAGGAUUAUAAACUUGCCUUCAAAUAUUUUUACUUGGCCUCUCAGAGUGGGCAGCCUCUCGCCAUUUAUUACCUAGCCGAGAUGUACGCCACUGGAACAGGGGUGCUGAGAUCAUGCAGAACGGCGGUGGAGCUGUAUAAAGGUGUCUGUGAGCUAGGCCACUGGGCUGAGAAAUUCCUGACAGCCUACUUUGCCUAUAAGGAUGGCGACGUAGACUCUUCUCUUAUUCAGUAUGCACUGCUUGCAGAAAUGGGAUACGAAGUAGCUCAAAGCAAUUCAGCAUUCAUUUUGGAAUCUAAGAAGGCUAAAAUUCUGGGAAAAGAGAAGAUGUAUCCAAUGGCACUUCUGCUAUGGAACCGAGCCGCCAUUCAAGGGAAUGCUUUCGCGAGAGUGAAAAUUGGAGAUUACCAUUACUAUGGUUAUGGGACUAAGAAAGACUAUGAAACGGCAGCCACACACUACAGCAUCGCAGCAGACAAGCAUCACAGUGCACAAGCCAUGUUCAAUCUGGCCUACAUGUAUGAACAUGGCUUGGGUAUUGCGAAGGACAUUCACCUGGCCAGAAGAUUGUAUGACAUGGCUGCUCAGACAAGCCCAGAUGCUCACAUUCCUGUGUUCUUUGCCCUUAUGUAACUGGAAACUAUGCAUUUGCUCCGAGAUAUUCUGUUUUUUAAUGUAAGUUUGUCUCAAAUAGAUUUUGAAUAAGACACUCUGGGACAAAGUGAUGAGGCUUACCAAGGGAGUCUUUUUUUUUUUUUUAGUUAACUUUUCUUUGGUAAG
This is a messenger RNA of Peromyscus leucopus (white-footed mouse), 1008 nucleotides long. RefSeq names its product protein sel-1 homolog 2-like. Gene Ontology annotation, biological process: ERAD pathway. Lineage: Eukaryota; Metazoa; Chordata; Mammalia; Rodentia; Cricetidae. Bases 46 to 861 code for a protein of 271 amino acids. The record is from RefSeq and is a predicted model, not a curated record. Gene Ontology annotation, cellular component: endoplasmic reticulum membrane. Gene Ontology annotation, molecular function: protein binding. The transcript has 8 exons.